AUGGCUCGCUGGAUCGCUAACGCUGGCCCCGCAGGCGUACCACUCACUCUGCAAACGAUCCGCGACCACGUGGCGAUUAUGGCGCGCAACAUGGGCAUUCCGCCCGUGUUUCGAUGCUCCAUUGGCUGGGUGCGCCGUGCGUUGCGGCGCCAGGGAGUGCGGUGCCGUGCCGCCACCGGCGAGGCGGCGAGCGCCGACAUGGCUGCUGUGCGUGAAGCGCGUGAGAAGGUGCCGGCGCUUCUUACUCACCUCGGCUACCAGCCGCGCGACACCUUCAAUCUUGACGAGACAGCUCUGUGGCUCUCUGUGCUGCCCCGAAAAACAUACAGCAACGCCCGCAUUCCGGGGCGCAAGGUCGCGAAGGAGCGGCUGACCGUCGCGUUUCUCGUCAACGCCGACGGCAGCCAUGUUUUCCGGCCGCUCGUCAUCAGCAAGGCGCGCCGUCCUCAUGACUUCCGGCCGGACUACGACCCCGAAGCCGUCUGCUACUGGCGGCAUAACGCCAAGGGCUGGAUAACCAGUGCGCCGACCCCCCUGGCGUACCCCGACAUUGAGCUCGACGACGACAUCGACGACGUCGGCGAGCUCAUUGGCGGACUCGGCCUCGGCACCGGCGCAAUGACCGCCGCCGAGUACGUCGCCAUCGACGAGGGCGAGCCGACGUGCGCGGAGGCGACAGCGGAUGAUGCGGACGUGGGCCUAGUGGCGGAGCUAUGGAGGGCGCCUACCACGAUGCAGGCCGUGUAUGACGAAUCCGACCCAAUCGGCCGUGAAGCGCGGCGCACGGCACGGGCGGCCAGCGAGAUGCUCAUCGGCUACGCUCGCGCCGUGAGCGUGACGCCGCGCGACCUUUGCCACCUGUUCGACAUUCGUAAUCCGAUCAUUAGGGAGCGUUUGGAGCGGGCAAGCCCCGCGCUCAAUCUCAACACGGCCCCGCCGCCGCGGCUUUCGCCGACCGUAACUCCGCCGCCUGACACCCCGCGUCCGAGGGGCCGAGUGCUGCCUGGCUGGAUGACCCAGCCGUCCCGCCGUCAGCAGCUUCUGGACGCCGGGGUUGGCGCCGCGAUGGGCGGGUACGUGGAGGCGGCAGAGUGGAUGCAUGUGUGA
This is a messenger RNA of Closterium sp. NIES-65, 1107 nucleotides long. NCBI's taxonomy places the organism in Eukaryota, Viridiplantae, Streptophyta, Zygnematophyceae, Desmidiales, Closteriaceae. The record is from the annotation of a GenBank genome assembly.